AUGAUGGGAAACUCCACUCAGAUUUCUUUCUUCACAUUCACUGCUUACUUCCACAGUGGACAGCUGAAAUCUGUGUAUUUUAUCACUGUUCUGCUCCUCUAUCUGUUCAUAGUUCUUUCUAAUGUUCUGCUUGUUGUGGUCAUCGUUUUAAACAGAAGCUUACAUGAACCCAUGUACAUGUUUCUGUGCAGCCUGUUUGUUAAUGAGCUGUAUGGUAGUACAGGGCUGUUUUUCCUUCUGAUGGUUCAGAUUCUCUCAGACAUUCACACCAUUUCUCCUUCCUUCUGCUUCCUGCAGAUUUUCUGUUAUUACUCAUACGGAGGUGUGGAGUUCUGGAUGUUAUCCGUCAUGUCUUAUGACCGAUACCUCUCUAUCUGCUUUCCUCUGCAGUAUAACGCAUGAAUGACCACUAACAAAGUCUUCUCUCUCAUUGCAGCAAGCUGGCUGAUUCCUUUCCUGGUCGUUACUGUUAAGACGUCACUAUUUGCCCCAUUGAAGUUCUGUGGGAACAAUAUUGACAAAGUGUACUGUGACUACUUCUCAGUUGUGAAACUGUCAUGUGAUGACAUCGCAGUGAAUAACAUCUACGAGCUCAUCUCUGCCUCCAUCUUAACCUCAUGUAAUGUAACUCUCAUUCUGUAUACCUACAUGAGGAUCCUCAGAGUCUGUUUCUCUGGAUCCAAACAGACCAGACAGAAAGCUGUCAGCACCUGUGCUCCUCACCUGGCUUCUCUCUUCAACUUUUUGUUUGGGUUUGUAUUUGGAACAGUCCAGAACAGGUAUGAUAUGACAGGUGUAUCCAAAGUACUGCAAGUCUUUUUAUCUCUUUACUUCAUCACAUGUCAGCCUCUGUUGGUCCCUGUACUGUAUGGACUAAAACUGUCUAAGAUCCAUGCCAAAUGUAAGACUCUUAUUUUUGGUUGA
Cheilinus undulatus (humphead wrasse) is the source of this 924-nucleotide messenger RNA. RefSeq names its product olfactory receptor 11A1-like. The record is from RefSeq and is a predicted model, not a curated record. Gene Ontology annotation, molecular function: olfactory receptor activity; G protein-coupled receptor activity. The transcript has a single exon. Gene Ontology annotation, cellular component: membrane. Gene Ontology annotation, biological process: G protein-coupled receptor signaling pathway. NCBI's taxonomy places the organism in Eukaryota, Metazoa, Chordata, Actinopteri, Labriformes, Labridae.